This is a messenger RNA of Rasamsonia emersonii CBS 393.64, 300 nucleotides long. RefSeq lists its product as uncharacterized. The transcript has a single exon. The annotation marks the transcript as partial. Lineage: Eukaryota; Fungi; Ascomycota; Eurotiomycetes; Eurotiales; Trichocomaceae. The record is from RefSeq and is a predicted model, not a curated record.
GAACGUCGGAGCUGGCCAGCAGCUCGUCAAAGGACACAUACGUCGCGUCGCCUUCCAGCUCGGGUGGAAGACGGGAGCGGUUGUGGUACUGGAUCUUCAUGCCGAACGCUCUGGCCCGACGAGCCAUUUCCUGUGUCUGUCAGCGUUGCCCGUCCCUCAUCUCGGUCCCAAUGCGUCUUACUCUUCCAAUCCCUCCCAUUCCGAGAAUUCCCAGAGUCUUUCCGUUGGGGUCGUGGCCCAGCUUCGUCUCUCCCUGCCAUUGACCUGCAUAUGCGUAGUCUCAGAUUAGACACCAUCUGA